Molecule: messenger RNA, 630 nt
Organism: Entamoeba invadens IP1
Lineage: Eukaryota; Evosea; Mastigamoebida; Endamoebidae
Exons: 1
Coding region: 1-630 (209 amino acids)
Source: RefSeq, a predicted model, not a curated record
AUGGAAAGGAUAGCGGGGACACCCGUCAGGCGUUGCCGUGAGGACGUUGCAAGGUACUCACUAAAUGAAAAGAAAAUGAAGAAUUUUGAAUGUUAUGAGCAAGCUAUAUUAAUAGCUUUAUUGAAUCAAUUUUGUUCGAUUAAGUUACAGAAGCCAUUCAAGCAGUCUGUGUCAAUCACGAGUAAACCGGAAGUUGUCACAAUAGUACUGAAUAACGAAGAAAUAGCAGUCAAAAAGAUUGCUGAGACGCAGUGCAAGAAAUAUGCACAAAUCACAGAGGUGAACACUAUAACAGAUAAGACUCGAAUGAGACGAUUUGCAAAGAACAGAUCGACGUUCACUAUUAACUUCAUGUAUGACAUCGCAUUCUCGUUGGGAUUCUUCUUUAACAGUGUCCUAUCGAAAAAGUCGUCGAAGUGCUUGCAAAUUGAAAGAAUCCAUGAGGUCUUCUAUAACAACGUGUUGCUACUCGGAGCUGAAGACAUCGUCGCAUGUGGAGAAGCACUCAAUGACUAUCUCUUUUCACUUGUUAAACAAAAUAAAGACGUUGUGUUGAAUCAAAACGAUCCGGUCAUUCAGAAAUUUAUUAAUGAAGACAAAGACUGUUUAUAUCCCGUCGUCUUUGCCUAA